Eufriesea mexicana is the source of this 2823-nucleotide messenger RNA. RefSeq lists its product as uncharacterized. The record is from RefSeq and is a predicted model, not a curated record. Bases 1 to 2823 code for a protein of 940 amino acids. NCBI's taxonomy places the organism in Eukaryota, Metazoa, Arthropoda, Insecta, Hymenoptera, Apidae. The transcript has a single exon.
AUGGAUAAUUUGAAUGAAUUUUAUAAAAAAAUUCAAAUGUAUCUUAUGAAAAAAGAUCAAGAAUGUGGAGAAUUGAAAUUUCUUGUGUCACGCAUAACAACUGAAAAUAGUAAUCACAUUGAUGAUAUAUGCAGAUCAGUGACUAAUAUCUUUGAAACCCAUGAUAUACCUAUAACAGAAAAGGCUUCCAUAAAUGAUGAAAGAUGUGUACAGGCAUACAAGUACUUACUAUUAAAUACUAAUUUUGUAAAUCAAGAACGUUUGGCAGAAGAUAUUGUUAGUGGACAUUUAGUUGAUAUGUGUCCAUCUUUAUCUCCAUAUUUGUUUAUAGAAAUAUUAUGUACUCUUGAAUAUGAGAAGAUUCUAAUUGAAUCUCUAUUAUAUAUACCAUUUGACUUAUGUACAGAGAUAGUUCAAAUAGUUACAAAGUGUAUAGAUAAAUUACCCUUUGAAAGAUCAGUUGAAAGUAUAUACCAGUUGAUACUAAUUAUAUACACUAAAUUUUUCCAAUUAAAGGAAAUUAGUAUACAAUCUAAGGAUGUUAAACAAAGUAUAGAAAAUUUAUUACUUUGUUUUAAAGAAUUCUUAUUAUUCCUAACAAAGCCAAAAUUACAUUAUUUGAUAGACACAUCAAUCUUAAAGAAGUAUAAACGACAUGGUGUUAUGUUGAAAAAAUUAAUUUGUACAACAAGACAAUGUUUAGAAAACAAAAAUAAAGGAAUUUUGAUUUCUAGAAAUCUUGAAAAAUUGUAUAAUGUUACCUUUGGAGGAGAAGCAUUUAUAAAGUGUGAAAAUACAUUGAUAGAGAAUAGUGUAUCAACAUUAAAUCAACAGUUAAUGAAUUUACUGUUAAUCAAAGUCAAAGAAAUUGAUUGUAAUAUUUAUUUAAGUUGGGCAGAAUUGGAUGAUGAAGAGAAUAACAUGAUUACUUUACAACGUUCCAUUGGAAUUGAAUGUUACUAUUUUAUAGACUUUGUAUCAAAUGAUGAAGAAUUAUCAAAAAACACUCAUUUAAUGGAGUGUUUACAACAGUUAUCAUGUAAAUCAGAUCCUAAACAAUCGAACUUUGUUUUAAGUUUACAAGAACUCUGUUGCACCAUAUCUAGUGGCAAAAAGGAGGUCAUGAAAGAAUUAUUGUAUAGAUAUAAAGAAUGGGACCUAUCGAUACUUAAUUUCAUUUAUGAAAAUAGAUCAUUAUUAGAAAAAGAAGACUGCUUAACUCUGUUAAAAUAUCUUACUUUUGUUUUUACGCAGUCAACGGAAGAAGAUUCGAAAGAAUUUAAUUAUACUUUAAUCAUAAAGAUAUUAUCAUAUCAAAAUAUAAUAAAUCUUUACAAAAUUGUAAUGAUGUAUUUAAUGGAACACAAUGGCAAAAGUUAUUUAGAAUGUUCGUAUACAUAUGAUGCUUUUCAUGAGUUUAUUAUGCGAAAUGCAAAUUUUCGAACUUCUGUGAAUUUAAAAAUCGUCUUAUUAUUUCUUCUAAAGAAUCCUAAAAUGAUAUUGACAAUACUUCUAAAGAUUACUAUUGGUCAUCCUCAUUAUGGCAAUAUUAUGAUUUCUCCUAAUGAUUUACUUUUAUUAUCACCGUUUAUGCAAAUUAGAGAAGGUAAUAAUCAAAUAUUUCUGACGAGUAUCUUAAAAGCUAUUUGUAUAGAAAAUGCAGAAUGGAAUACUAAGAAAUUUAUAAACUUCGUGAAUGUUAUGUUAGAAAAUUCCGUAAUUGAAGUGCACGAUUUAAUAAAUAACGUUUAUAUACCGUACUUAAAUGAAGAUACUUUAAAUGUAUCGAAUAUAAAUUUCGUUCUCAAUAGUAUACGUAAAUUACAGGUUAAAUGUACCAAAAAUAUGAAUGUUAAAGAUUUGAUAAUUGCUCUUGCGAAAAGGAUGUCUUUUUUUCGAAAAAAUACAAAUAUCUCGAAACAUAUAAGCAAUGAGAUAUUUGUUCAGAUAAUAAGAAUAUUGCCAUAUUUGCUAGAAAACAAAAACUUGUUUAUUUCGGCAAAAACAGAAAUUAUCAAUAAAAUCGAAUCUAUUAUCGAACCAAUAGAUAAAUUACAUUUUGGUCCCCUCUGGUACUUAACGCAAAAAGGCGUUAGUAUAAUUGAUAUAAUAGAAGAUUAUGAAAGACGUUUUGUUAUAUUAAACAGAUUGAAAAAAGAUUCUAAGACUUCGGAAAAGUUAAGGAAUUAUUUGUCCGAUUUGAGUUUAUCAAGAGAAGAUAUUUUGCGUCACUUGAUUAUUCGUUCGACCGAAGAAGAAUAUCAAAGAUUGGGUUCAGAAUUUACUAUAAUAUAUUAUUUCAUUUUUGGAUGCAAUGACGAAAUCGAUGCAUAUAACGAUUUUCUCCGCUUGACAAUAGAAGCAUGCUGCUUAUGUUUAGAAUAUCCGUCUAUCGGUGAAAAUGAUUUAUUUCCAUUUUUAUUUAAGUCCUUUACGAGCUUUUGUAGAACAUUUGCAUUGCUCGACGGAAUUGAAAAUCACGAUAAAAUAUAUCAAUUACUGAUUAAAAAUAUUAAUGAACUUGAUAGUUCUAUAAGACAUAGUCCUUAUGCACAUCUAUUUACUACCUACCUUGCACAUUUAGAUAAUCACACGAAAGAUGAUCCUGAAUAUCUUCUGCAAGAUGUUUUAAACAUUUCUCAUCAUUUUAGUAAUCAAUGUCUUGAAAGCAACGAGUACAGUGAAGAAAUAUGUAAAAUAUCUCAUUCUCUAAAAGUUUCAAACUUUUACAAAAAUUAUGAAGUAAUUUCUACUUGUAUGAAAAUACCUGCAACAGAAGCUUAUACAUGUAUUAACAAAAUGAAUGAACUAUUUGUUUCCUAA